AUGAUCACUCACAAAGUUGGCACUCCCUAUCAUCCUCAGACUAGUGGUCAUGUAGAGGUUUCUAAUAGGGAGGUUGAACACAUCCUCGAGAAAACUGUGAGGCCCGAUAUGAAAGAUUGGUCCACUAGGUUGGUUGAUGCACUCUGGGCCUAUUGCACUGCAUAUAAGACACCCAUCGGGAUGUCUCCAUAUAGGGUUGUGUUUGGGAAACCGUGCCAUCUCCCUGUUGAUUUGGAACACCGGGCUUUGUGGGCCUUUAAAAAGUUUAAUUUUGAUAUGGCCAAAGCCAGUGACCACCAGAAACUCCAACUUAAUGAGUUAGAGGAGCAUCGCAAUGAUGCAUAUGAGAGCUCCAAAAUUUGCAAGGCUAGGACUAGGGCAUUUCAUGAUAAACACAUUUCUUGUAAGUCCUUUGAGCCUCACCAAAAAGUGUGGUUGUUCAAUGCCAAAUCGUGUUUGUUCCUGGGUAAACUCCAAUCUCGAUGGGAUGGCCCAUAUGAGGUUAUCGAAGUAUUUUUACAUAGGGCGGCUGAGAUUAAAAAUCCACAAAAUGGUACGACCUUCAAGGUCAAUGGCCAACGAUUGAAACAUUAUGUGGAUAGUAUUGAGAAAGAGGAGAUGAUUGAGGUGGUCCACUUAAAGGACCCAAUAUAUCUUUCAUUGUAA
This is a messenger RNA of Camellia sinensis, 666 nucleotides long. RefSeq lists its product as uncharacterized. The record is from RefSeq and is a predicted model, not a curated record. NCBI's taxonomy places the organism in Eukaryota, Viridiplantae, Streptophyta, Magnoliopsida, Ericales, Theaceae. Gene Ontology annotation, molecular function: nucleic acid binding. Gene Ontology annotation, biological process: DNA integration.